AUGAAGAAGAUCUUCAAGGGCCAUUCGCCCUGGGGCUUCCUGGGCUUUGGGCAUGCUGAGAACCAAGAACCUUCGUGGUACCUCACUGGGUACACGCCGGUGAAAAAGAUCCACAAAGCUGCAAGCAUGGGGGACAUAACGCAAGUGCAGAGGAUGCUCGAAUUUGGUAAUGUUGAUGUGAACAUUACAGACCGGAAGAAAAGGACUGCUCUGCAUUACGCCUGUGCUCACGGUCAGUCAGAAAUGGUAUCUCUCUUGCUAUGGUACAAUUGCAACAUGGAAGCCCGAGACCGGGAAGAAAGCACAGCUCUGAUCAAGGCCACCCAGCGCCAGCAUGAGGAAUGUGUAAGAAUUCUACUGGAGAACGGAGCUAACUCAAAUGCCAUCGAUACAUAUCAAAACACCGCCCUCCAUUACACAGUGUACAACAACAACACCUCCAUAGGCGCCAGACUUCUGACGGCCAACACAAACACUGAAAUCAAGACAAAGCAUGGCUACACCCCGCUCAUACUUGCAGUAAUUGAGAACAAACAGGAGAUGGUGGAACUGUUACUACAGGCCGAGGCCAACAUAAAUGCCCUGGAUAACUGCAAGAGGUCUGCCCUCAUACAUGCAGUGAGAGCUCAGUCUAAAAAGAUGAUCAGCCUUCUUCUCCAGCAAGGUGCUGAUGCCUCGUUGGUGGACGCCUACGGAGCGACGGCACAGAGUUACGCUGUCUUUGAAACCUUUCAAGUGCUUUCCCAAGGCCCUGGUCCCAGCUGUCCUGAGCCUACAGCAAAAGAGGAGGAACACAAUUUGGACACCAAGGAUGGCUGCAGAGCAUGUUCACCUCGCAUUCAGGAAAACAAGCAAAGGAUGGCAGAGUUGCCAGCAAUCAAGGAAAGCGUAGACACAGCUGAGCUGCUGGGGAGCCUUGCCGACAAGCCUAGUAAUGCCAAGUCCACAGGAGAAGAUGAUGAACACAGCUUCAGUACCAAGCCUUUGGGGGUCCAGUCACCCAUGCUGACUGAAUCCAGCCUCUGGAUUGACUACCCUGCAGACUGGCCUGAGCCCAUUAAGUUCUCCAGGCAGCCAGCGGUCUACAACCCGAUUGAAUGGAGGGAAGACAUGGAAUCACGGUCAGUUCCUCUAAAAGAGAAUAAACAGCAGGUGACAGUCUUGUCAGGAAAGGAGGCAAAGGUACAGACAUGUGAGCAGCAGACCAGGAUUUCUAAGGAACCUGGUUCUGAUGACCCUACAGCAAAAGAGACCGCUAAGGAUGAAGUGGUGUCAUUUUUAGAUCCCCUGGAAGAAAACAAACCACAGAUGAAGGAGUUUUCAGUAACUGAAGCGGCCCAGGCCCAGGCAGGCGUCAAGCUGGAGAGACAAACUGUUUUAGACUAUGAAGAAAAGGGACUUGAAAUUUGUCAAGACAGCAAUCUAGAAGCAACGGACAGUACUGAAUCCUACUCUAUACUAAGGUUCUCCACCAAACCUGAUCUUAGUGACCCUGAGCCUACAGCGAGAAAGGACGGAUGCAAUUUUGAUACAAAGGACGGGGAUCCGUUAGAGAAACCUCCCCUGGCGGCGAGAGCAAGCCAGCAUCAAGCUAAACAGAUGAGCCUUCCACCUUUCCAACCGCAGGAGCCGGAGACGAGCGCGGCUUCCGAUGAAGAAGAUGAUUCGUGGGGUCCUUCAAAGCCCACUGAGUGGCGAGGGCUUGGGGCUGGGUCGAUGGAAGGAGGGAAACUGGCGUGUGAAGAAACUGUCCGACUUGCCGUAAACGAGCUAACCGCGAAGCUGGGUGAGGUCUACGAAGGUGUCAAAACUAAUGUUUACCAUGAGGAAAAGGGACUACCCGACGACUCCCCAGGAAAAACUCAGCCGAAGCCGGCCUCCCCUACACUGGCCUGUAAUAUGCUUGAUUAUGAGGACAGAGAUGUAACUGCAGCGCUGGUCUCUGGAGCACUGCGGACCUUUCCCCGACAGAAGGAAGGUGGCCUUGGAAAUGCCUUUCCGUCUCCCUCGUCCUCUCAGGUCGUGGAAUACAGUGGCCAGUCAAUUGCUAAGUCUCCCCUAAGGAAAAAUCGAUCCGACUGUGAAAAUAAUACAUCCGAACGGGAAGAAUCUCUUCAUAAAAGCAAGAAGAAAUCUAAGAAUACAGAAAGUAGGAAGGUAAAAGGCAAAUGCCUACAAGUGUGUGGGGGUGAAAGGCAAGGGGGCCAGGAUUUCAAGAGCCAGCCGCAAAGAACUAUGCAACCAAAGCGUACGGACUCGCACUCCGAGUCGGGACCCAGGCUAAGGUCCAGCGAACCCAAAGGGCUUUCAGCCGCCAAGGAAAGGAAUCACGUGAGCGAAAUAAACAGUUGGGGUGAUUCUACCCUUCUUGUAAGCGACACUUACAAGAAAAGUAAAGGCGCCAGGGACUUGUCCCUGAAGCCACUGCCCCGCAAGAGCAGCAGAGGCCACAGCGACGCCCCAGCGUGCAGCGAGGGAGUUGUCCAUGCUGCGGCCCCUGAUGGCAGGACCCCAAGCGCUUCUAAGGAUGAAGAACUGCAGGACAGGCUGUCGGACAGUGAGUUGCGCAUCAUGGAGGAAGAGAUCCUAGCCUGGGAGAAAGUCCACCUUGAAAGCGAGAGUGCCUCUGAGGAUCUGCUGAACAAGUGUGAGGGGAUUUUAUCCGAUGCCACAGAUCAACAAGGGCAAAAUCUAGAAGCAAUCCAGGCAGCAGUGGAAACAGACUCUGAGGUGACAUCACAGCCGGAACACAAGAGUCUUGACAGCAGUGAAAAUACCCAGCUAUCGGAUGAAGUCCUCGUGAAGACUCGCCCCCAAACUCAGAAUGCACUUGCGGAUCCAUCCAUGCCAGUCCGGCCCCUGACUGAGAAGGAAAGCAUGCAAAUUCGCCCCCAACCUUUGCAUCUGGAAAAAAUGUCUGAAGACCCCAAAGUAAACAAGACAUGUGAGGAAGAAUGGGCACCUGGACAGACAGAAAUCCGUUCGGUGAACACACGCAAGAAAGAGUCCCUCUCUGGAGACGGAAUAGAGGAUGCUAGGGAGGUUGAAGACAUGAGAGAGACGCAGCGGAGUCCGGAAGUGGAAGUCCUAGAGACGCUACAGCUUAUGGUCGCCGACUCUAACGACAGCAGGUUGCUUUUCAAAAGAAAAGAUGGAAGAACUAGGAAGCCGUUUCCUACUGAAGAGAAAGAUGAGUUUGCUAAGAGUGUUCCCGACUCGUGUGUGAAAGAGGCAAAGAAAGGGGAAAGGGAAACACGGGCACCCCGAGAGCCUGUGGACACACCAGUACCUGAGAAGUCCCUUCCAGAAGCUGCUGGUCUGCUGCUGGUAGAGGACAGACACCGUCUGGCGGAACUGGAUCAGGCUGAGAGAAGGCUGACAAAGAGGCAAGCUAAAGAAAAGCACAAGACAGAAACCCAAGCAAAUGAAACAGAAGAAGCCAAUGGCAGGAGUCAGCCGUCUGUGACAGCCUCAGGCAGUGAUUCUAGUAGCCUGUGGAUCCUCUGGGAUAUGACUCAGUCAUAUGAAAGACUAAUAGAACUUAAAAAUAGUUACUAUGAGCUACUUACCAGAAAGCUUGAAAAGGUGGAAAAUAAAGCUAGUGGAGUGCAGAGAGAACAGACAGAAAUUAAAAAAAUAAAGCCCUGGCAACAGCACAAAGAAAUGGAAUGGGACGAGUUCUGCACUUUGAGGUUCCCCUUAAGGCAAGAUGAGAAGCAAGAAGAUGCUGAGCCUACAUCCCAGCAAAAGGAGUUUGCUGAGUUAAAAGGGGGAAAGGAGCGAUAUGAUGAGAAUGCAGAAAGGACUCUACAUCCGGAAAUCAGGGCAGUGAUUACAGAAGUAACGGCCGUGGAGGAUGAUUUGAGACAGUUCCACAAUCUGAAGGAAAACUGGGAAACUACCUAUUACAAAUAUCUACACAUGGUUGUAAAACUUCAGUUUAUCGAGCAGGAGCUAAUAGCAAUAAAAACAGAACAAAAAAAGUGCGGACACCUCCUCGAGAACCAGAGGAACCUGGAGGAAGAACUGCUCCGCUUCAAAAGCUGGGUGCGCGAGAACGCGACCCAAGCAAGAGAUCAAGACAGCAGGGAGAAUUUAAGAGACACCAACGAUGCUACCGCGAUAAGCCAGUUGGACCUCAGAAUUAAAAACAUGGAAUCUCAGCUAGCCCCGAGGGGAGCUCGGCCAAGUCUCCACAAAGGGGGAGUGCCAAAAUACAAGCAGCACUGUGGUGAAGAGAGAGGCAUGACACAGCCGCUGAGAACAGAGCUGGGGGAGCAAGCCAAAGCGAGGAAGUAG
Molecule: messenger RNA, 4299 nt
Organism: Acomys russatus (golden spiny mouse)
Lineage: Eukaryota; Metazoa; Chordata; Mammalia; Rodentia; Muridae
Product: ankyrin repeat domain-containing protein 36C-like
Exons: 27
Coding region: 1-4299 (1432 amino acids)
Molecular function (GO): protein binding
Source: RefSeq, a predicted model, not a curated record